GAGCGAUGAACAUGACGUUCCAAAAUUUCGUCAACAAGAUACGGUUGACUCAGGGAAUGAUCAACUUCUGCGUGAUCGUAUACAUGGACGAUAUUCUUGUCUACUCGGAGACCUAUCAUCGUGACGGACAUGCGCAAUACAUCGAGUGGACAUUGGGAGCAUUGAGGGACGCUGGAUUCAAGAUUGCACUCGAGACGAGCGAAUUUUUCCUCUCAGAAAUUUCGUUCUUGGGGUACGUGGUGACACGUGGAGGGCUGCGAUCGGACUCCAGGAAAGUUGCGGCUGUGAAGGAAGCCCUAGUUCCCACGUCGUUGACGCAGGUUCGAGCCUUUUUGGGCCUGGUACCGUACUACUGCGAUUUUAUCAAAGGGUUUGCGGCGAUUGCUCGGCCUCUUACGAAUCUGCUUCCGAAGGACCAGCCUCUGCAAUGGGACUCUGAGUGCGGACAAGCCUUUGAUGCACUCCAAGAGGCCCUGGUCACUGCACCUGUUUUGAUCCGACCGGACCCUGCCAAGCAAUUUAUUCUUAUAACGGAAUGGCAACCGGAAGCGAUCUCCGCCAUUUUGGUGCAGAAGGGGAACGAUGGUCACGAACACGUCAUUGAGUACGCGUCACGAACAGUGCCACACGAACAAAGGAAUGAUUCAGCACCUCAAGGCGAAUGUUAUGCAGUAGUCUGGGGAAUCCUACACUUCCAUCCGUAUCUCUACGGACAGAAGUUUCGCCUCGUGACGCAUCAUGAGCCUCUGCUGGCCUUGAAGAAACUCACUAAUUACACCAAUUUACACGGGCAUGAUUGGAUGUUGGGCGAUCGAACGGCUUCCGAGAAUGAAGAGGUAGAGAUUGAAGAAGAGGAGGAAAGCUCGGAGGAAGAAGAAGAAAAAGUUGAAGAAGAGGACGCAGAGGAAGAGACUCCGGAAGAGGGGAGUUACAGUGAGCACAACGAAGGGGAACAAAGCCCGGAAGAAGAGGAGGAGGAAGAAGAAGAUCAGGAGGAGCUAGACGAGUCAGAGUGGGAAGGAUUUGAGGAGGAGGUGCGUACGGAGGCUCAAGCACAGGCCCAAGCGCAGAAGAGGGAGGAAAUCGCGGCCGAAAAGCGACAACUGGAAUUCGCCAGCGCAGCCAAUCAGCAGCUCGCCGACAAUCCGGCCUGGGAUCCAGAGCCGCCUAAGCCCGAGGAUGAGGACCCAACUGCCGAGACUUCGGCUGCACCAGCAAGGCGACGACGAAGCCGAUCCCCCUCCCCCUCCACCUCAGCCCGUCCCCCAAUUCGUCCCCGUACUGAUGCGGGGCAUCAGGCUUCGUCCCCGGUCGUUAUCCCGCCGUCCCCUUGACCACCUCUCUUUUCGUCAAAUUACCACUCGCGUUACCUUCCCCAACAAUCCCUUCCCCAUCG
Messenger RNA from Chara braunii, 1396 nucleotides. The record is from the annotation of a GenBank genome assembly. NCBI's taxonomy places the organism in Eukaryota, Viridiplantae, Streptophyta, Charophyceae, Charales, Characeae.